This is a messenger RNA of Prunus armeniaca (apricot), 273 nucleotides long. Lineage: Eukaryota; Viridiplantae; Streptophyta; Magnoliopsida; Rosales; Rosaceae. The record is from the annotation of a GenBank genome assembly.
AUGGGAAUCCAGAUGGUCGCGAUGAAGAAGGGUAGCUUCCAUGGGCAGCGCGAGGGAGAUGGCGAACGCGGGAAGCUCGGUGACCUGAACGGCGCGACGGAGAUGGUGACCAAGGCAAGUUCGGUGGACGGCGCGUGGGAGAUUUGCUUCAUAGAUGUGAGAAAGGGUUUUCUGAAAGGUCGUGAUAUAGUACAGUGUUUGAGAGAGCAUGGGGUCUCUGAAAAGCUCCCCGCUCGCGAACUUAAAAGUUCAAUUUUGUUUAGCGCCUCCUAA